Messenger RNA from Nannochloropsis gaditana CCMP526, 2052 nucleotides. RefSeq names its product FAD synthetase (gene FLAD1). Bases 1 to 2052 code for a protein of 683 amino acids. The transcript has a single exon. Gene Ontology annotation, molecular function: FMN adenylyltransferase activity. Gene Ontology annotation, biological process: FAD biosynthetic process. The record is from RefSeq and is a predicted model, not a curated record.
AUGCAAGCAUCAAUUUUGUCUACGUCUACUGCCACGCCUGUGUCUGGCGCCCUCGUUAACUCCACGUCUGCGUCCGGGCAAGACCGCGGCGCCUACGACGACGCCCUUACGUUGUACAAGACUUUGCGUGCCGAUGACGAUUCCUCCAUGGCCGACAAGGUGCACACGGCACUCGACGUGGUGGAGCAGGCGCUACGAUUGUAUGGCCCAUCGCAUGUCUUUGCCUCGUACAACGGGGGAAAGGACGCAGUGGUAGUAAUGCACCUCCUCCGCGCGGCCCUCGCCCGCCAUGUCCAAGCCUACGACCUCGACAGCCCCGCCCCUGCAGACACCGCCUCCUCCUCACCGUCCUCGGGCCCCAGCACUAUCCCUCGCCCUCGACUGGUCUAUUUCGAGCAACCGUCCACUGAGUUUCCGGAGGUGAAAGCCCUGGUUUCCCAAACUACUCAACGGUACGACCUGGAUUUGCGCGUGUACCAGGACGUGCCUUUUGCUCAAGGGCUCAAGGCCUGCAUCGAGGGCGAAGGCGGCGCGCCUCUGGCUUUUCUAUUGGGUACCCGGAAAGGCGACCCGAACUGCAAGGAGCAAGAAACCUUCGCGCCAAGCAGCACCUGGAUGCCGGCCUUCAUGCGCGUCAACCCGAUCCUGUCCUGGACCUACGGGGAGAUAUGGCAUUUUUUACGCCGCUACAAUCUGCCCUACUGCUCCCUGUACGACCAAGGGUACACGUCGCUGGGGAAGGUCGAUGACACAAGGCCUAAUCCGGCCUUAGCCAAGUCGCGGGCCCGGGACGACGCGCAGGAGGGAGGGGAAGGGGGAGGCGCGGGUGGGGUGGGCGGAGGGGAGUUCUACCCGGCCUACAUGCUGACGGAUUGGGAUCUGGAGAGGGCAGGCAGGGUAGACAAGAAGAAAGAGGCGACAGCACGAGCCGUGUCCAAUGAGGGGGUGGAAGGCGAUGGGUGUAGAGCGGUGGAGGAGGCGGCGGCUGCAGCAGCAAAAGCGGCCGCGCAGGGAGAAGGGAAGACGCCAGUCAUGUCCACAAAGGCGUCAAGUAAAGGGUGGAACAAAGCCAGCGGUGGCCAGAGCAAAGAGGCGGCCGAGGGCGGUGGGUCGAGGGAGAGCGUGAAGACGGCGGGGCUGGUCAUCAUCGGCGACGAGAUCCUGAAGGGGAAGACAUCGGACACGAACUCGCUCUAUGCGGCGAGGAGAUUGCGGGAGAAAGGUAUGGCAGUGCAGCGAAUCGUGGUCCUUUCUGAUAACCACGCAGACAUCGAGCAGGAAGUUCGACGACAAGCCUCCUUGUUUGAUGUGGUCAUCACGAGUGGGGGAGUGGGCCCUACCCAUGACGACAUAACUAUUAAGGCCGUGGCGGCGGCUUUGGGGCAAGGCGUGCAAGAAAAUGAAGAAAUGAUCCAGCGCCUGCAAGACGCCUAUGGGGUAGCCUCCAGGGAUGAUCUAAGCGAAGGACAACGAAAAAUGGCCCUCCUUCCUGAGCAAGCCCGCCUACGCGUCCCUCCCCCACCGCCCUCCCCGACCCCUGCACCCACUCCCCCCUCCGCGUUCACCACAGAGGCUACAACCGUGGCAGCAACCACAGCCACGGCAGCAGCUGUGGUUGCGGUCGCUUCCAAAACCAAAGUGUGGCCCAUUUUGAUGUGCGGAAACGUUUACGUUCUUCCAGGAGUACCGUCCUUUUUCGAAGCCAAAAUGGACACCAUCGUCGACCACUUCUUGAACCACUUCCCCAUUUACACCCGGAAAAUUGUCCUGGGAUUGGACGAAGUGGAAAUCGUUGAGGCGUUGAACCAAGCGGUGGCUCAUUUCGAGCCAGAAGGUUGCGUGUUUGGGAGCUAUCCAUUCUAUGGGGAGACCCGCCCGCGGGUAGUUAUCACAUUAGAAAGCGGGUGCGAGAAGACGGUGGAGGCGGCCACAGCGUUUCUGAUCGAAAACAUACCUAAAGAGGCGGUUUUACAGGUGGGCAAGGAUGACGAUUUGAGAGGCGGAGAGGGGCAGGUCCUCGAUGGAGAGAUACAAGGAAGGCACCCAUUGUAA